Dictyostelium purpureum is the source of this 1599-nucleotide messenger RNA. RefSeq lists its product as uncharacterized. Lineage: Eukaryota; Evosea; Eumycetozoa; Dictyosteliales; Dictyosteliaceae. The transcript has 3 exons. The record is from RefSeq and is a predicted model, not a curated record. The coding region runs from base 1 to 1599 and encodes 532 amino acids.
AUGAUAUUUUGUUUCAGUUAUUUGGAUUUUUAUGAUAAUGGACAUAGCCCACUUAAUAAAUAUUUUAAUCCAAAAGAUAAACCGGAUUCAAUCCAUAGUGUUAUUAUUGAUGGGGCAUCAAUAAUUUAUAAUUAUUUUAAUCCAAUAUUAGAUAGUCAAGAUAAACCCGAAUCAAACUAUAAUGUUAUUAUUGAUGCCCCAUCAAUGAUGGCUUUAAGGAAUGGUUGGAAAAUCAUUACAGAUGAUAGUCAAUUUUCAAAGGAAUUUACAAACUUGAAUGAAUAUUAUAAAAAGAAAGUAAUUGUCUUAGCCGGGGAUUAUAACACUGGGAAAAGCUAUGUAUUAAACAAUCUUGAAAAACGUAACUUUCCAUCCUCAUAUAGUAAUAGUACACCUGCUCUCGCUUUCUUUGAAUCAUCUAUCGAUCCAUCGUAUGUUUUUAUUGAUACCAUGGGUCAAAAAAGACUAGCAUCCUCUUCAAUGGAACCUGAUAGUCACUCUCAUAAACUUAGAGAUAUCAAAGCAAUGGAUAAUUUUAUGUAUGGUGUUUACGAUAUAGCCGAUAUCAUUAUUGAAGUUAUAGGUCCAGGAAAAAAUACAGAUAUCUGUGCAAUGAAAGAUCGUCAUGCAAGGUAUAGAGGUUUAAAAGAUCCAAAGACUGUUAUUGUUGUCCAUAAUCUUUCAAAUUUCAAAGACCCUGAAGCUGUAGAAAAACAUAUUCGUGAUGAUAUUGUUAAUGGUGAAAUUGGCGGUGAAGAGAAAAAGAAAACAAAUAAUUGCAGAUUUUGGGAUGUCAAAGGGGUUUAUCAUUAUGUAAUGGCAGAGGAAGGUAGCAAAGCUGGGGAUAUCUAUAAUGAAUGCACUAUCAAUUCAAUAAAUAAAGCCUUCAUAGUUGAUGUAAUCAUAAACAACAAAAGAAACUUACUCAGAGAGAUUAUGGAUCUUACUGAGAAAAAAGCUCCAACCUAUUUCAAAGAUCCCAAUCACAAUAAUGAAACAUUCGUUGCAGUUACUAAUGAUAAUACUAAACUAGCUGGUGAGCAAAAAACAUGGAAAAUGACUUUUGAUACAAUUAUGAACAUAUAUCAAUCUUAUAUGGGAACUGAUCAGCCAAAAGAAAAAAAAAAUGAAAAGUACAAUGUAGAAUUUCACAACUGGGAAGUUAUUAAACAUGAUGGUUAUAUUAGAUUAAAAAAUAAUACAUUUGAUCUAGAAUACAUCUAUAGUGAUUGUUGUGGUUUCGACAAAAUGGGUUUUGUUCCAUCUGUCGAUAUUAUAAGUACUGAUAACUCAUUUUCAAUUGCUGUCGACGCACCAUUAUCCAAAGUUUUCUGGUUUUGUAACCGUGACGCCUAUGACAAAAUAUUUCUAAUUAUCGAUAGAAAAAUCCCAUCUUAUUCAAAACCUGAAGAAAGCUUGGAUCAAAGAAAGUUUGGUUCCUACAGAAGCGAGUUCGAGUUGCCAAGAAAACGUGAUUGGAUAGAUUGUAAAGAAUUAGCCGCAAGUAAUGUGUGUAAAGAAGGUGUUUGUUAUGUUUUUAUAAAAGAUAAAAAUUCAUCUAUUGAUGUGGGAACACCAUUCGAAAAUGAACCAAAAUAA